AUGCGGAGGCAGCGAGAGGAUGACGGAGACGGCGGCGAGGAGCGGAGGUUACCUGCGGCGCGAUUGGAGGGCCCAGGGUCUGCGAAGCUGCCCGUCGUUGGGGCCGCGGUCAAUCCCUUCACAAUGCGGCCGUUUUCAAGGCAGUAUUACGAACUCCUUGCCGUGCGAGCCACACUCCCGGUAUAUGAAAAGGCGGAAUUGCUCAAGCAAUACGUGCGUGACCAUCAAGUUGUGCUGCUUGUGGGAGAGACCGGGAGCGGAAAAACCACCCAGGUCCCACACUUCGUCGCUGAAAUGGGUCGUUCAGGCCUCGUUGCUUGCACCCAACCUCGAAGAAUCGCCGCCAUUUCUGUGGCAACGCGUGUCGCCACGGAGAUGGACGUCAAGCUUGGAGAAGAGGUUGGCUACCAUGUUCGUUUUCAGUCCAUGAUGGGUGAAAAAACGCGGGUUCUUUACAUGACAGAUGGCAUGCUGCUACGAGAGGCCUUCUCGGAUCACGAGUUGUCACGCUUUGGUGUUAUUAUUGUGGAUGAGGCACAUGAACGCACAAUAGACACAGACGUUCUGCUUGGUGUUUUGCGUCUUCUGAUGGACCGCCGUCCUGAGUUUCGACUAAUUGUCAUGUCUGCGACACUUGACAUGCAAAAGUUUCGGGCCUACUUCCCGCACGCACCACUAUUGCAAGUAACAGGUCGUAUGUAUGAUGUUCAAGUUAAAUAUACGCCAUACGCGGUAAAAGAUUACGUAGAGGCCUCUGUUCAGUGCGUGUGUGAUAUUCAUAUGAAUGAGUCACCCGGAGAUGUCUUGUGCUUUCUCACAGGUGAGGCGGAAAUUGAGAAGGCCGUGACGAUGACGAAAAUGAAACUUGGUUCUUUGGUGGUGCGGGAUUUGGAGACCACGCGUGACAGUCAAGAACCAAUGUGGGUGCAGGUCCUGCCUCUGUACGGCUCACUGGGUGUGGAAGAGCAAAAGCGCGUAUUUCCCCCUGCUGGCCCUCAUACCAGGAAGGUGAUCUUCGCCACGAACAUUGCGGAGACCUCACUUACCAUUGACGGGAUUGUUUACGUGGUUGAUUGUGGGUAUCAUAAGCAAAGUUUAUAUAACUCGGAAGUUCGUGUGGACUACCUACUCCCCGCAGUCAUUAGCAAAGCCUCAGCUGAGCAGCGUAAAGGGCGUGCGGGGCGAACGCGCCCGGGGAAGUGCUUCCGCCUGUUUCGUAUACAGGACUUUGCUACUUUUCCGGACCAGACUCAUCCUGAGGUGCUGCGUUCAAGUUUGGUCAAUACUGUGCUCUUGCUGCUUAAGCUUGAGGUGGAGAAUCCCUACCAGUUUGCCUUCCUUGACCCACCCUCCCAGCAAAGCAUCACAGAUGCAUAUUACCAGCUGAGCUUCUUUGGGGCCGUCGACGACGACCUGCGACUGACGGACUUUGGCAAAUUAAUGGCAGAGUUUCCUGUCGAUGCCUGUCUUGCCCGCAUGCUAAUACGCUCCGCAGAACACCGUUGUGGCGCCGACGCGGUGGUUAUUGCUUCCAUGUUAGAAGUUGGUAAUGUCUACGUGCGUCCGGCAGGGCGUGGAAACGAGGCGGAUCAACAGCACGCGACAUUUCAGCACCCCGACGGCGAUCACCUGACACUUUUUAACGUGUUUCAUGCCUUUUGGCGCAACAAUCAAUCGCCGCAGUACUGUUUUGAUCACUUUUUGCGCUAUCAGGCUCUGGCGCAGGCCACUCGUGUAUAUCUGCAGCUGACGAAGCUAAUGGGGAAAAAGCAAAUUCCUAUUGUCUCCACCUACGAUAGUAAGACGCGGUCCGUAGACUCGGUGGCGCUGCGGAAGGCGGUGCUUGAGGGCUUCUUCACGCAGGUUGCCUACAAGUCGCCUAAUGCAGAAAAUUACAAGACCGUGAAGGAUUCUCAGUGGGUUGUGUUGCACCGUCAGUCGGUGUUAGCUAAGAGAAAGCGUCCGGCGUGGAUUGUCUACGACCGCCUUGAAGUGCAGGGCAACGAGGGGACCUUCAUUCGUGUCUCGUCAAGGAUUGAACCGGAGUGGCUGCUUGCGGUCAGUGACUUCUUCACAGAUCCGGCGGAGUUGGCUGACGGGGAGAUUUGUCACAUAUUAAAAUGCCUAAGCAAAAACGAUUCGGUAACUUCACCUUCCCCUCACGCAUAG
This is a messenger RNA of Trypanosoma conorhini, 2169 nucleotides long. Its product is annotated as ATP-dependent RNA helicase-like protein. Gene Ontology annotation, cellular component: intracellular anatomical structure. Gene Ontology annotation, molecular function: ATP hydrolysis activity; ATP binding; RNA binding. The record is from RefSeq and is a predicted model, not a curated record. Bases 1 to 2169 code for a protein of 722 amino acids. The transcript has a single exon. Lineage: Eukaryota; Euglenozoa; Kinetoplastea; Trypanosomatida; Trypanosomatidae.